This is a messenger RNA of Falco peregrinus (peregrine falcon), 9506 nucleotides long. It is a transcript of the gene STIM2, whose product is annotated as stromal interaction molecule 2. NCBI's taxonomy places the organism in Eukaryota, Metazoa, Chordata, Aves, Falconiformes, Falconidae. The record is from RefSeq and is a predicted model, not a curated record. The transcript is spliced from 13 exons. Gene Ontology annotation, biological process: intracellular calcium ion homeostasis; activation of store-operated calcium channel activity; store-operated calcium entry. Gene Ontology annotation, molecular function: calcium ion binding; protein binding; calcium channel regulator activity. The coding region runs from base 160 to 2097 and encodes 645 amino acids. Gene Ontology annotation, cellular component: endoplasmic reticulum; plasma membrane.
UGUCGCCCGGGCGGCUCGGCGGCGGCCGCCGGAAGCGGCGGGAGGCGGCGUGGGACCGGCGCUGAGGCGGGUUCGUGCCGCCGGAGCGGGCAGCGGCGGAGCUCCAGCCCCUUCCUUCCUUCCCUGCCCUUCCUUCGCCUCGCUGCGACGGCGAUACCCAUGAGCGGCUUCCGAGCGCCCGGCGGGCGGCCGGCGGCGACCCCGGUGCCAACCUGCCUGCUUCUGCUGGGGCUGCUCCUGCCCGGGCUGCUCCCGCCCGCUGCCGCCGGCGGGGGACGCGACCCGGAGGCUGCGGACGGCGGCGGUGGCCGGCGGGGCGGGCGAGGAGGCGCCGCCGCCACUGCGGCGGAGACGGCGGCGGUCGUGACAGAUCCCUGCAGUUCACUCAGCCCACCGUGCUUUACUGAGGAGGACCGGUUCAGCCUAGAAGCUCUCCGCAUGAUCCAUAAGCAAAUGGAUGAUGACAAAGAUGGUGGUAUUGAAGUAGAUGAAAGUGACGAGUUUCUAAGGGAAGAUAUGCAAUAUAAGGAUGCCUCUAAUAAACAUAGUCAUUUACACAGAGAAGACAAACACAUCACUAUUGAGGAUCUGUGGAAACGCUGGAAAACAUCUGAAGUCCAUAACUGGACCCAAGAGGACACCCUUCAGUGGCUGUCAGAAUUUGUUGAACUGCCUCAGUAUGAAAAGAAUUUUAGAGACAGCAAUGUCAAUGGAACAACACUUCCCAGGAUAGCAGUAAAUGAACAUGCUUUCAUGAUCUCUCACUUGAAAAUAAUUGACCGGAGCCAUAGACAGAAGCUUCAGCUUAAAGCCUUGGAUGUUGUUUUAUUCGGACCUCUCACCCGUCCCCCUCACAACUGGAUGAAGGAUUUUAUAUUAACAGUUUCUAUAGUUAUUGGGUUUGGAGGCUGCUGGUUUGCAUAUACACAGAACAGAACCUCAAGAGAACAUAUCACAAAGAUGAUGAAGGACUUAGAAAGUCUCCAAACAGCAGAACAAAGUCUUCUUGACUUGCAGGAAAGGCUUGAGAAGGCACAAGAAGAGAAUAGAAAUGUUGCUGUGGAAAAGCAAAAUCUGGAGCGCAAAAUGAUGGAUGAGAUCAAUGAUGCAAAACGGGAAGCUCAUCGCCUAAGGGAGUUGAGGGAGGGAGCUGAAUGUGAGCUCAGCAGGCUCAAAUAUGCAGAGGAAGAGCUAGUACAGGUUCGCAUGGCUUUAAAAAAGGCUGAAAAGGAGUUUGAGCUGAGAAGUAAUUGGUCUGUUCCUGAAGCUUUGCAGAAGUGGCUUCAGUUAACACAUGAAGUUGAAGUACAGUAUUACAAUAUCAAAAGACAGCAUGCAGAAAUGCAAUUAGCAAUCGCCAAAGAUGAGGCAGAGAAAAUAAAAAAGAAGAGAAGCACUGUAUUUGGAACGUUACAUGUUGCACACAGCUCCUCCCUGGAUGAAGUGGACCAUAAAAUCCUUGAAGCAAAGAAAGCCCUCUCUGAGCUGACGACAUGUUUGAGAGAGCGUCUUUAUCGAUGGCAACAGAUUGAGAAGAUCUGUGGUUUUCAAAUAGCACACAAUUCUGGGCUACCAAGCUUGACCUCCUCUCUCUACUCUGAUCACAGCUGGGUAGUUAUGCCUCGAGUUUCUAUUCCUCCUUACCCAAUUGCAGGGGGAGUUGAUGACUUGGAUGAAGAUACUCCUCCAAUAGUUUCACAGUUUCAUGGGUCCAUUGUAAAACCUCCCAGCACACUGGCAAGAAGCAGUAGCUUGUGUCGAUCAAGACGCAAUGUUGUGCCAUCAUCUCCGCAGUCUCAGCAUGCUUUGCAGUCCCCUGACCCUGACAUCCUUUCUGUGUCGAGCUGCCCCGCUCUUUAUCGAACUGAAGAGGAGGAGGAAGCCAUUUACUUCUCUGCUGAUAAACAAUGGAUCAAAAGCAAUGUCAGCUACUGGGCGAAGAGAAGAUGGAUGGUAACACAAUUCUUACAGCAUGUUGAGCGUGUACCUACUCUUGUUACAUGGCCUCAUAGGAAAAGGUUAAAUUCCUUUUGGAAGGAGCAAAUGAGCUUGUUGAAAGGGAAAUACAGGAAACAGGUUCGGAAUGUGACUCCUUAAAUUCAUCCACCGGAAGGAAGCAGUCUCCUCCAGCAAGUCUUGAGAUCUACCAGACACUUUCUCCUCAGAAAAUAUCCCCAGAAGAAUUCUCACUGGAGGAAUCAUCUACAGGAGACUCCUCUUCUCUAACUGCAGAUAUCUCUAGGGGCUCUCCUGACUGUGUAGGCAUGGCAGAAACUAAGAGCAUGAUCUUUAGCCCUGCAAGCAAAGUUUAUAAUGGAAUCCUGGAGAAGUCCUGCAGCAUGAAUCAGCUUUCAACUGGGGUCCCACUCCCAAAGCCUCGGCACACCUCAUGUUCUUCAGCCAGCAGUGAUAGUAAACCCAACCAUGAAGCUGCUUCUGUCCCUAGGAUAAGUAGCAUCCCGCAGGACCUGUGUCAAAAUGGUGAAAAAAACAAAAAGCCAUCAAAAAUAAAAAGCCUCUUCAAGAAGAAGUGUAAGUGAGGUGGGCAGAAGAAACCUAUAGUAGUGUUAUAAGAACUCUAUUUUUUAAGUCUUAGGAAUGUAAUUCCAUUUGAGUGUUCCAGACUGGUUGCCCUAAUGGAAUGCUCUGUAGGUCAACUAUAUUUAACUGACUGUACUGUCAAAGGUUGUGCCAGCUGUUAAUGAGAAAUCAUUAAAAGUUCAGACAGUUUACAUUAAUUUCUGCCUAUUUAUUUCCUUUUUUUUAGUUUGUCUUUUUUUAGUGGUUUUGUUUUAAAUUUUUGUUUUCUUGGUUUUUUUUUUUGGUUUUUAGUUUGUUCAUAAACUAUUUUUAAGCCACUUUGGACUUCUAAGCUUUAAUGGACUAGUAAGCCUUCCUGGGCUUGCCAAAGUUUCUUGUUUACUGGAGCAUCUUCCUAUCUUUCCGUAGAGCUAGGACAUGUAUCUACUGGACUUUAAGAAAAAUAAAAGUAGAACUAAUUGAAUUGCACUACUGUUUUACAGACUGGAAAAGUCUCUCUGCAAGUGAAACUGAAAGACUUGUAUUUGACUGAGAAGAUGAAUCUUUUCACUUUUAGAUCUUUUGGGGUUUUUAAGUAGAACUUAGGAUUUCUAAUUGACUUGAUUUCUGGAAAUGGAAAUGCCAUGCUUUUAUUAUUAGAAUGGUUCAAGUCCUGCUGUAAAGAUCAUGUUUUUUCCAGGACUUUCACUGUGAUUUUACUUCACUGCAGGCUGUAUGAUUAAAAAAAAAAAAAAAAAAAGAAAAAAAAAAAGAAAAAUAACAAGAGAAGAGGCUUUUAAUUCCUUAUGCAAGUGAUGGAUAUGAAACUUGACCGAGGACUGAAAACAUUCACCCUCUUAAAAUGAGGAGGGAGAUAGUAGCUUUUGUUUACAGACUGACAGACAAUGGACAUUUGGUUUGUAAAAGUUUGUACUGUGGUAAAGACAAUAAAUUGGAAACAUUGUGUUGGGAAUGUUCUAAUUUUAGCUGAUGCUUGUUUCAGAGGUCCUGUUAAUUGAAAGCUGUUGUAGGCUACAUUGCUUAUGCUUAUUACUGCUGUGUAUAAGUUAUAUUUUUUGGACUAGCUAUUAAUGUCUUAAUGUCCUCCUUUUGUAAGAUUUCAUACACUUUAUUUUUGUAUAGUUUGAAGAUUUAGCUGUUCAGCCAUGUCUGAAGUAAAUGGUAUAAUUUUAUAAUGCAUACUGUUAUACUAAUUCAUAAUUUUAGAUAUAAAGAUAGAUAUAAAGGUGAGACUCUACAUGCUUUAGAUAAAAGCACUUUUUAUGUUAAGCUUUUAUAGGGAGAGAUGAAAAUUGAGGUAACAAGGAAGCCUUCUUAGAGCAACAGUAGCUAGUUAUUCAAAAACAUAUUUUAAUUUUUUUUUUAAAACAGUUGGAGACAACAAAUGUACUGCUUGAGUAACAGUGCCUUUUAUUCAGUUUGAAAAUACUACUGAGCGGAAUUUCUUUUGAGGUACAUUCCAAAGAAAUACUUCUUGCUCUAGUGAACACAAGCAAUUUACCCAGUGAUGACUAAAUAGUUUCAGCUCUUCCAUAGGAGUAUUCUGGUUGCCUCAGUAACAGGUGCCACUGCCAGCAACCUGUGAUUAGGGGCUUCUUGCCAAUAUGUACAUGCUGUACUGUAUGAAAGAAUUAAUUCACUGACUGCCUAAAUUUUUUUCUAGUAAGAAGCCUUCAAAACCUGUAGCUAACUGAAAUCAAGUGAUACAUGUCUUUUCUAUAAUUUUCUAUUUAGGUUCCACUGUACAUACCAAUGUGUUAGGUCUGUCCUCAAGAAGUGAUGGCGAUGUUAACAAAAGCAUAUUUUAUGGCUAGUGAAAUGGUUUGAAGAGGAGGGUUAGAAAAUGUGAUAGAGACCUUGCAUGUACAAGUACCUUAAAUGUCCUGGUACAUUGAUUAAUUCCUUAAGAGAGCAGAAGGAAUCCGGAGUAUUACUGUCAGAAGGUAACAGUGGUCUCUGAAGAAAGAUUGUACACUCUGUGCAUGGUAGACAAAAAAGACCCCCAGCAAUGCAAAAAAAACUUGUGCCAGAGAACCACUUCAAUGCUGAACAUUCAGAGUUGUAGUUAAAAGCCUGAUGAAGUACUUGAACACAUACAAAGGGAAAAAAACCUACGUAAAAGUAGGGAACUUACCUUGCCUCCCAAGCAGCACGGAGAAGACUACUACCAGAAAAAUGUUCAAUUUUGAUGUCUGCACUUGAGAAGGCUAUAGCAAUAACAGAGUUUAAAGUUAGAUCUGGGGCUGGAUAGUAGAUAUUGCUGUGUGAGGUUUGAGGAACUAUGUCUCUAUCAUUACCAAAGAUGAUGAAACAGCGUCUUGAUACUGGAGAGUAAAUAUUUACACAUGGAAGAAAUUACCUGGUGUUGAGGAGUGGGAGGACAGCACUACUUAAUCCUGACGUAAGCCAGGCAAGCUCAAAUACUGAGAAGCCAAAACAGACAAAUUCGGUUUUCUGUAGUAAGUAUAACUAAAAAUUGAAAUGGAAGAGGUGGUGUACUCUUCACUGGCUGUGAGUUUAAGUGUUAAUUAUCUUUUUAAAAUACACAAUUUAAAUGUCUUCUGGAAAAAAAAUGCUAUGGCUUCCUACAAACAAAUCAAUAAGAUUAUCAUAGUGUUAACAGAUUUUUUGGCUUCAAAAUGGCAAACCUUUGGAGCACAGACUACUCUCAACACUCGGUUUGUUACCAGCUGUCCUGUAACUUUAUAGCUGCUAAUAAUAUUAUAUUUAAUAAUUAAUAUUAUAGAACUAAAAGCUUAAGUUAAUAUGAUCAGAAGUGGUGAGGAUUGUAUGUUGGAGCACAGACUGCAAUUUUAAGUUCAUAGAGUUGAGGGUGGGGUUAAAUCAUUUUAAUAGACCCCUUGUGGAUCUUGCCACUUAAACUUGUCCCCAAAGUGACUUGCAUUGCUUGUACUAUGGCUACUGUAGGAAUGCUCAUCUUCCGUUAGCAUCCUGCUGAGAGCACUGACUGUCAGGUAGACAGAUCCUCACCGGCAAACGUCAAAUCCAGUCUUAAUGUUGAAGUAUCUGGCAUAUGUCAGCAGCUCAGAAGUGAGACGAUAUGCAUUCAAAGGUCCUCUGUUUUUCCUCCACUUGCUUAAUGGUGUAACAUGAACUGGCUUGCAGUCAGUGAAUCCAGCCAGGGUUCCAACCACUGGGAUUUCUAUAAGACAUGUCAGUCAUUCAAGACAAUCAUCUAGUGUCAUCAUCUUUAAAUGGCUGGGGAAUUCCUAAGCUCUAAACUCAGAAUGGUUGUGAUCAGAGGUGGGUUGGUUUUUUUUUUAGUUUCUGUUCUCCAUGUUCUAUUUUAAAUUCUCCAGUAUUUUUCAGAAGAUGAGGAUCUUGCUUUCUUGAAAUAUUUUAAGAGUACUUUGUCAGGAGAGCAGCCCUUUGUGGAAACUGCUUAAAAGGCUUCUCCCUGAAGAGGUUACCAUUUGAGUCUUUCACCUGUAAAAGCAGCUGUCAAGUGGUUCUGCAUGAAGAAGAAAAACCCAAUACUUCCAAAACUGAACAAACCCAAACCUUUCCACAAUUCUUACUAAAGCUAUGUGAUACUUCUUUCCUAAUAGUGUAAAAAUUUUAGGAAAGGAUUUCUGGUUGCCAUGGGGAAUACUUUUGACCAGCUUAGAGUGGACAGGGAAGUAGAUUCUUUUUCCCUGCUCAGGGAUGGAAUCUAAAAUUUCUCAUAGGCAGUUCCAUGCAUAUGUCAACAUCUCUUUCCCCACCUCACUGGUACCUAGGUAGCAGUUUACCCUCCACUUUCUGGUGGGCAGUUUGCUGAAAGAGGGAAGAUUCUCCAUCAUAGUUCAGGUAGUAAUGUUAUAAUAAGAAUACAGUUCCUCAUUUGGAAGCCUUGAAGAUUGUGAAGCCAAGGAUACUUGACUUCAGUUUUCUUAUAUUUAUGGAUGCCAGCUUGAAUUGGUCAUUAAUUUAUGACUGAUUGAAAGCCUAAAAAGAUAAAAUUUAUUAGAAAUUGAAGCUUUCGAGAUUUUUGCCCUUUUGCUUCCCAGUAUAUGGGAAAAAAGCAUGCAUAGGAGAGAGGUGAGCUUUAGCUAGCAUUUCUCGUACUGCCGGUUUAGAGCUUCAGGAUAGUUUCAUUCCAUUUCUAAGAUACAUUGCUGGAGAGGGAUUAUUACCUUAAUUUUAUAACGUGCAAAGAAGCAUUUAUUUUUCAUUUACAAGCAGGGAAGAAGAAUGUAAAUAAACCGAAUGCUUAAUUUUUUUUUUUUUUUUAAAGCCAAAUAGAGGAAUUACUGAUUCUUGGACCUCUUUUACUAUUUGCUUAUCUCCUUGUACAAUAUAUUAAGUAGGAGGGUGCACAUUGUUUUCUAACUUGUUCCAGUUCCACUGACUAAAAUGAUGCAUUACUGUUUCAUGUCUGAAACACUGCUUGCUCUGAAUUGCUGUAGGCAUUUUAAUCCUGGAUGUUGCAUCUUCACUGAGUAAUGGUUAAACCUUCUAAGGCUGUUUGAUUCAAAGUGCUGGUAAACUUUUCUACUAGUGACUUAAACACAGAUGUUGGUAUAACCAAUAACCAAAAAAGGCUUUUGCUAGUAGAGUCUGACUGCCCGACAGCAUGUAAAUGUUUAGGUAAUCAUUCUUUGGGGCUUCAGUAGCGUUUUCAACAGAUAGCUUUCCCUUCCAGCCCUGUAGAGAUGGUGCUGAUCUGAAUUUCCACUUAGUCCUGUCUUGCACAAACAGAAUGCACUGAUUCAUAUAAAUUAUAACAAUAUUAACCUUUGAAUUGUUAUUCCCAGUUGCUCUUGCAUCUGACAUUACUUAAGCAAGAUGGCAGUACUUAUCAGCCCACUUCAGUCUUUCAGAAAUAAAAUGAUUUGUGUUAUCUUUUUUCCUUUACAACUUUGAAUCUCAAGUUUACCAAAUUAUGUGUGUUCUGUGUAUUUAAUUCUUCACUGAAAUGGAAGUGGAAGGUUGGUCUCUGCUUAGAUGUUAAGGAAAGCACAUCUGAGCAAGGUAGAAAGAAAUUCCUCUUGCUCAUUAUAGAGGAUGAAAAAAGAGUUCAGAGGUGUUUCAUCUGCUCCUAUAUCAGAAGACUAAGGAAUACUCACAACUUACAUUGCUGAAGAUGAGAGGUAUAUUCAGUCUCAAAGCUUUCAGAUGAGUAACUCUUUACCCAAGGAAAAAAACCUUUCUUCUUUAGACGUACUCUGCAGGACAUUACCUUCAUAUUUCUAUUCCAUUUUUGACCCAGCAUUAAAUUUCAUAGUUAGCUUAUGUGAUUGCUGGACCUCAGACCAGUUUCAGGUAAUGGUUUCAGUAGCAUGUCUUAAAGUCAAUUUUGGUUUAAUAUGCACUAAAGACAUCUGAAUUAAGACUCUCCUUUACAUUCCUUUCAAUUAAUUUUGGUUCGUUGUGAUCCCUCUACUGUUAAGUAAACAGGUACUGAAUACAACAUUUUUUUCAGCUGAGAAUUACCAAUAGAUAAGUGGUAGAUAAGUUACUUUUUGUUUGGAUAUUGUUGUAAAAACACUGCUGUACUUGAGUUAAACUAGGUAGAGCGCUGACUUGUGCAAUUUGUGUGUGAGUGGUAAGUUUAUCUUUCUUAAUUUUUCCUUUGUGUUUUACUUUUAUCUUGAUGCUGCACAAUUAUUUUCAAACUUGAAUUCAUUUAAAAUUAAGGUCAAUAUGUCUAGCCCUACAAAAGUCAGUCUUCAAUUGUAAGCCAUCAGUCCAUUCUUACUGAAAUGAAUUUAAAUCUUGAAUAUUUGUACUAGUUUAUUAGCUUGUUAGGUGGUAGAAUGGGCUCUUGGAAGUCCUCAGGUGGAAGGCAGAGAACUUCUGAAGUGAACCAGGUAACUGGCAUUCUUUAUCAGCAUUCAAAUCCAUCUCCCAGUAAGACUGAGUCUCCCCAGGGGAAUGUAGAUGUACUUACUGCUUGGAACUUUGUAGUUAAUUAUAUUUGGCUAUCUAAAUCUAAUAACUUGCAUGUGCGCUUUGCUUGCUUGCUUUUCAAUAGCUGACGAGCUAUAGGAGAUCUUGGGGGUUUGUUUAAAAAAAAGACUGGCAAGAGAAAUCUGUCAGGCUGUGGACUGACUAGAACCAACAAAGAUCCCAACUUUUUGUGGAAAAUAAUUGUUUAAAUAGUUCUUAACGAAAUGGGUAGCAUGUGUAUUUUCACACUGCUUUCAUCCAAGCAACAAAAACAAUUAAAAUACCCUACAUUUCAGCAAGGCUGUUUGCCAGAUGUCUUGCCCUGUUUUUAUUUUUAAUUUAAAUAGCAUUGAGUUGUAGUGAGUGUUCAGCAUAUUAAUGCCUGACUUAAAGGAUUAGCGGAAUUUGAAUGACUUGCAUUGUUUUAUUUAAUUACAGCUUUAUAGAAACGUAGAUACUUGCAUAAAGCCCAUCAUUGGAGCUAGGUAUGUUUGAAUGACAUAGCAAGAAGAGGACCAACGGAGUGAAAAUGCGCACAAUUUAAAUCUUACUCAAGAUGCUUUACUGUUCUGGGAAGAGAUGUUAUUCUCAGUGCAGAUUCUGCUCUUCCUCUGUUUGCUCUUAGCAUCUGUUUGUUUUCAUUAGUUUGAACUAAAAUAAGAAACAAAGCCCUCAGACUGGCUAGUUUCUGUCUCUAAUAUAUACACACUGUACUUGCUUUUAACCUCAUCUACUGCAUGUUGUUAAUGCUGUACGCAAAUGCAGUUGGAGUAUUUCUUUGGUGUUGUACAGCAUGAUGCAUUUCAUUCCCUUUUCUAGUUUAUCUCCCAUUAGCUAUAUAUUGCUUUACAACUGGAAAAAACUGAGUUUUUGGGAAUUGAGUCUGUUUGCAUAUAAAAAUCAUUUUUUUUUUCUGUGAGUCUUAUGAGAAAUGUCCUGCUUGGAGAGUCUCAGACAGUAUUUUCCUGUGUUUAUUCAUGUUACUUUGCUUUAUUUUAUAAGUGGAUAUUGAUUUCUGAUGUGUUGUUACACUUAAUGUUGAAUAAAUUUGACUUCCAUUUUGAAAAGUGAAA